This is a messenger RNA of Rhopalosiphum padi (bird cherry-oat aphid), 5462 nucleotides long. It is a transcript of the gene Con, whose product is annotated as connectin. Gene Ontology annotation, molecular function: protein binding. The record is from RefSeq and is a predicted model, not a curated record. The coding region runs from base 389 to 2011 and encodes 540 amino acids. The transcript is spliced from 4 exons. Lineage: Eukaryota; Metazoa; Arthropoda; Insecta; Hemiptera; Aphididae.
GCGCUGUCGCAGACACCGAACGUUGCUGUUAAUUUCUAAUCCGCAAGUCGAGCGCACCGCGUGCCCGGCUGUUUCUGACGGGACAAUUUACGUGAAUUUAUCAGCCGUCCCACGAUUUAUCGUGACCACGCGACAGAUAAAUGAGAUAUCAUAUCGCCUGAACAGUUUAUUAUAAUCAUCUUCACGUCACGAUUUUAUUUGCCGAUUGUUUAGUAAACAUUGUUGUCGUAUAGAUUAAAUCGUUGUAUCAUUCGAAUCGUUUGGCGAUCGACGACGGUUCGUCGCGAAAAUUUUCGCAUCAAAAUAUUUGUAUUGUAUUUUCGUGAAGGGGAGAAGACAAUUAAAUCGGAGCUGAAAUUGCAUAAAGUUUAUCGUCUGGAUUUUCGAAAUGGUGCGUCAACAACAGUUUGUGGCCCUGUGUUUGGUGUUCGCGGUUCUGGUGUACGACAACCACGGUUACGUGUCGAACCGGAGAGUGAAAAACCAAAGACCGGGUAUCCGUAGCUAUUCUGACGACGACAAGAAUAUUGGCGGCACCGAAAUAAAUGUAUGCGCGCUCGAACAGAAGACCACCAUAAACUUGUACUGUUACUGCGACGACUCCAAGCCUUACGCAGCCACGUCGGCCGACUGUUGGGUGUUCAACGACGGCGAGCCUCGCGAAUCGGCUGUGUGGCGUGAGUUCGGGUCGCAGUCCAACGUGACCAAGUUGACGUUCAACGUGCGCGGCACCACGUCGAAAACGCUGUCGUUCGUGCCCACCGAGGCGUUGGCCCGGAUGCCCGAGCUCCGGACGCUCGAGAUCGUGUACGCUGCCAUCGGCACGGUACACUCGCACGCGUUCGCCAACCUGUCCCGAUUGCAGGACCUAGCUCUGGUCCGAAACAACAUCGUGCAGCUGGCUCGGGACUCUAUCGCGUACAUGGAGGACCUGCGCGUGGUUACGCUCGGUGACAACGCCAUCGAGAGCAUCAGCAACGAUGUGUUCGCCCGGUUGCCCGCGCUCAGAAAGUUGUACAUGGACCGGAACAACAUCAGUUAUAUUGCUGAGGGGGCGUUCGAGCAGUUGCGGAAACUGGAGGAGCUCGACCUGUCCGACAACAGGUUGACGGGAUCGUUGUCCAGGUACGUGUUCCUCGGACUAGUGUCCGUAAAGCGGUUGGAUAUGCGAGCAAACCAUUUGGAUCGGGUGGGCCCGGACGCGUUCGCCGAGUUGGUGUGCCUCGAGGAGCUCGUGCUCGAGGACAACCUCAUAAAGACGAUCGACGGCAGAGGAUUUUCUGGACUGCCCAGUCUCCAUAGACUGAACUUGGCGGAGAACCGGUUGACCGUGCUUGACGACCGCACGUUCCACAGACUUGAAAAGCUCAAGUUCAUCGACAUCAGAUACAACAACCUAAAAACGCUCACAUUUGGCACUGUGGAACCGAUAUUGGGACGGCUCCGGAACUCAACGUUCUUUUUCCAUUUCAAAGGUAACAAGUUCGAAUGCGACUGCAGCCUGCUGUGGAUGAACCGACUGGCCAUCGAGACGAACAACGAACAAGUGGCACGCGAGCUGUCGACCGCGCAGUGUCAGAUGAACGACACGGCCGACGGUGACGUUGACUUGGCCGAUUUGAAAGUGACUGGCCCGAAGAACGGUUACAACAGCGGCGGCGGCGGCGGCGUUGGUGGCUACGGCGCGAACAAGGUGGACGCCGAGACGGCCGCGGACAAAGCGGAAAAAACGGUCGGCGGCAGCGGAGAAAUGGGCGUGGCCGAUGGAUUGCCAAUGCCGUUCGACGAUACGCAGCUGAUCGCCGUCAGAUCGUUGAACGAGGACACGUGCCCGGGCAAAGAGCAGCCGCUCGUGGACAGGGCGCCGGACGCGGCCCAAAAUUCGGAUCGCGUGCUCUGGCAAUCGACCCAGUCAUCGGCGACGGCCACUGCUCUGCCGGCGCCACUGUGUCUGUCGUUUCUGCCCGUCCUCACCACCGUCUUCGCUAUCAUUCGUCCGCGUCACUCUUAGGCCAACAACGCGUGUCUAGCGAUGAUGAUGAUGAUGAUGAUGAUAAUAAUAAUAAUAUAACUUACAUACUUACGUUUUAUAUAAUUAUAUUUAAGUGUGUGCGAGUGUGUCUGUGCGCGUUUGCGGGUGUACGGGGUGGCCAAACGUCAAACACGAAAUAUACUAUCGAUAUAAACACAUUAACUAUUUAUACGAAUGCACUGUCAUCGUGAUUUAUAUAGCCGUUGUAUAGUGUCAUAAAUGAAAUGAUAUCCCUUCUCUAUUUUCAAACAAAUUUAUAUCGAUUUUCAAAUCACUCGAAAUUUCCCAUUACUUAUCUAUUAUCCACUAAAUCUACGUGUUUGUGAUAUGUCGGGGAAAAUGCAAUUUUCCAAUAAAACAUUGACUCCGCCGUAACACACCGUACAGUAUUAUAGGCACGUUUACUCACGAAAACAACAUUAUGAUAUUAUUAUACAGGUGGUUACUGAACACGAAUUUAUUGCUUAUUUUCGAACCACAUCCCGCGUUUUUUUUUUACGCACACGAUUUAAAGAAAAUCACAAUAUUCCUUGUCUUGCACCGCAACAAAACAUAACGAUUAUUAAAAUAAUAUUAUAUAAUAAACAUGUAUAACUGCAAAUAAUUUUAUCGACAAGUGAUAAAAUAAUAUCAAAGAGAUUAACGCGGCCCCAAUUUAAUAUUUAAUAGAAAACUAUUCGACGAGCCUGAUGGUGGUGAAUCGGACGUGCGGCUACCCUAAAUUAUAUGUAAACAUAUUAUAUAGAUGUAAUAAUAUUUUAAAUACAUGAUAUAGAUUUAGACAUAGAUGAGUAUAAUACAUGUUAACGAUGAAAAUCAAAAUCACUAUUAUUGUUAUUAUUAUUAUUAUUUAUUCGUGUUGUCGUAAUAAUAAUAUUUUUUCGUCUCCAUAACAUUAUAUUAUCGUCUGUGGUUUUUGCAUAAUACACAUAAUAUAUAAUUCUUAUAUAAUUGCAACAAUAAGAUUAUAAUGCUACAUUCGUAAAUAUUAAUCCGCUCGAUCCAUUAUUGUAUUUCAAUUCAAGCACGCACAAUAGAAUUAUAAUGUGUAAUGAUAAUGACUAAAUGAUGACUUAUAUACCAAAAUACAUUGACAACCGAUGACGUUACGAAAAGGAAACGUCUGGGCCCAGAGGUCACAGCUUAUACACCUACUCACAUUUAAAUAAAAAUAAAAAUAAACGACGUAAAUCGCGUGUAAAUCUACGUAGACCGCUUAAAUUGUAAAAAAAAAAAAAAAAAGCACCGAUAACGAUUAACGAUUUAAACAUGUUAAACACAAUAUAACUAUAUAUACCUGUAUAUUGUAUAUAUAUAUAUGUAAAUGAUCAAACGUGUCUUUCGACGGUCGGCAGUCGGCGGUCGUUUGUAAUAUUAAUAUCAUUACACGGCCCCGUUAACAUAAUAAUACUCGAUCCGGAAAACGGGUGAUAAGAAAAAAAUUGUGAUUUUUUUUUUACGAAGCGGAUUUAUCAUAUUUCCCGAGGGUCUAGAACGAGAUUGUGUGUUAAUAUUAUAUAGUAUACGCGGAUAAAAGCUGCUAUAAUAUAUGUAUAUUAUGCAAUAUUGUCUUAUCAGGUUUAUUUUCCCAGUCGAAAACCCUAGAACGGACCACUGCCGUCCACCGACUGCGCUGCACUGUUCUUCGAGCGCGCGAUGCCGCGACGAAAUCCAAUACAGUACGCUGCAACAAUAAUAGCGAAACGCGAUUCGAGUACGAAAAAAUGUCCCGUCACGUCAUAAUAUUAUUAUUCCGAUCGGUAAAAGCGCACGCGCACAACUUACAAUAAUAUUAUAUGUGUAUAUAAUUUAAUAUACCUGCAGUGUGGCUGGGAAUUCACUUUGCAGAGGAGUGGGCACUGAUAAUACUUGGCGUAGAGAAAUCUUGACUAGGAUCCCUCCUUAGUUCUGUCGAAUCAUAAUGAUAUAAUAAUAUGUUGAACUGUGCGAAUAAAUAACAUUUUUAACGUUUGCACCAAUACACAUUCACACAGAUUAACGUGGACAUAAUUCGUCUUACGUAAACGUACGUACCCGAACACUGAGAGAAUUUUUUAAUUUUCGGGGAGAGCUGGAGCCUCCUCACUCUUUCCUCGCUGAUAGGUACGCGCGUUUUCGAAAUGUGCUAGUGAGAUGUGACAACGUCACGGAAUGAAACCGCGGAUGUGCACCGUCAUACGACGGAACUCGUGUUGUAUUGCACAACUGCAGUCGUCCAGAGAUAAAGUACGCGGGUAUUGUUGUAUAAUAUUACGUAUAUCAUGUUUGCCGUCUACAACGGUGCAUCACAUUGUUAAGUAUAUAUGUAAUAAUAUUUCAUUCAUUCAUUCUACAGCUGUUUUUUCUUACUCUCUCUCUCUCUUUAAUAAAUCUGUUGUCAAAGCAUGCACUUUCUUCGGUAUUGCAGCAAUAUUAAUCGUGUAAAUUAUAUUAUUAUUAUAAACGUAAAAUUUCGCGCCCGGUUCGAUAUUUCCAAUUCUUUUUUCGCGAAACUUUUCACUUUGUCUUUAACUCGUGUUUGUUUUAAAAUUAAUGUUUAAAUAUCCGAAAUCAUGAAACUAUUAUAUUACGAUGAUCGCAAAGCUCUAGAAUAUAACUUAUAGAAUAUUUUUUAUAAAAAAAAAAAAAGUAAAAAAACAUUAAUAAAUCCAUUCCUUCGAUUUUAAUAAUAUACAUAAAUAAACAGAUAUAAUAUGUUAUAUUAUAUAAUUACGUUUUGUUGAAUACACAAUAUUAUUUAAUUUAACGUCGUUCUUAAUAAACUAUAUAAUACUAUACUAUUAUGUACGGUAGAAAAAACCAAAUUUGAAUUUUAAAUAUCCAUAUAUUACACGACAUCAAUGUACUAUAUUAUAAUUAUUAUAACUGUGUUAUUUUUUAAUUAUUUUAAGUUGUGUUAUUAUUAGAGAUUUCUUCUCAUUUAUUCAUAACUAUAUAAUAUAUACCUAAAUUAUUAUUUAUUGUAAUUAUGAAUAGAUAACUGUAUUCGUAUUUUAGUCUACCGAUAUAAUAUUUGUAUGUGAAUAUCGCCAUUAUGCGCGGACUUAUUUGUAAAUAUUUUUCCUUCGUAUAGUUGUAAUUAUCAGUUAUUUAUAAGGCCACACAUUAUAAUAUAUGUCAUAUAUCGCGUGUAAAACGUACUAUUAUAUUGUGUAUUAUAUUAUAAUGUUUUAUUCAUUCACCGACCUAUAAUAUUUUAUUAUUUUGAACUCGUGCAUGUACACUGUACAGUGUACGAAAAAUUAGAACAAAACGGACACGUCGAAAUCACUGAAAAUUAAAAGUUGAAAAUAGAAACGUAUAUAUAUAUUAAGUUAGAGUAUUAAGUUUCCAAAACACGUAAUGACUAUUAUUAAACCUAUCCUAAAAACUUAAUACCUGUUAAAACCAAUCUUCGUUUUGUAUCAAAUAAAAACCGUAUUAUAUAUUA